Peromyscus leucopus (white-footed mouse) is the source of this 984-nucleotide messenger RNA. RefSeq names its product vomeronasal type-1 receptor 4-like. Lineage: Eukaryota; Metazoa; Chordata; Mammalia; Rodentia; Cricetidae. Gene Ontology annotation, cellular component: membrane. Gene Ontology annotation, molecular function: pheromone receptor activity. The record is from RefSeq and is a predicted model, not a curated record. Bases 1 to 984 code for a protein of 327 amino acids. Gene Ontology annotation, biological process: G protein-coupled receptor signaling pathway. The transcript is spliced from 2 exons.
AUGGACCUAAAGAAUUUGGCAGUAGGAAUAGUGUUCUUACUCCAGAGCAUAGUUGGAAUUCUGGGAAAUUUCUCUCUUCUUUCCUACUAUCUCAUCCAUUACUACAUUGGACAUAAGUUAAAGACCAAGGAUUUGAUUCUCACACACCUCUUAACAGCCAACUCCUUGAUCAUUGUUUCUAAAGGUGUGCUAGAGACAAUACAGGCUUUUGGGUUGAAAUGGUUUAUCAGUGAUUUCGGCUGCAAACUCCUUUUGUACAUUCAAAGACUUGGCAGAAGCAUGUCCAUUGGCACCAUCGGUUUCUUGAGUGUCUAUCAGGCCAUCACUAUCAGUCCAAGAGACUCAUGUUGGAAGGAUCUGAAAAUCAAAGCUGCAAAGUACAUUGGACUCUCCAUUUCCCUCUGCUGGAUCCUGUACAUGAUAAUAAAUAUGAUUUUCCCUGUGUAUCUAUAUAUCAAAGAGGACAGCAAAAACCUGACACAUAAAAGAGAUUUAAAAUAUUGCUCCACUGUAGGUUAUAAUGAAGUCACAGGCUUAUUGUAUAUAGCUUUAAUUGUAUUUCCUGAAGUUUUGCUUUCUGUGAUCAUUGCCUGGACUGGGGGAUCCAUGGUUGUCAUUCUCUACAGGCACAAACAACGGGUUCAACACAUCCAUAGCGCUCAUGUUUCCACCAGAGCAUCCCCUGAGUCCAGAGCCACCCAGAGCAUCCUGGUCCUGAUGUUUACUUUUCUAGCCUUCUAUGCCCUCUCCUCUAUCUUACAGGGUUGGAAUGCUCUUGUAUAUAAUAGUGAAUGGUGGUUAAUGAACAUCACAGCCAUCAUUUCUGUGUGCUUUCCCACAUUAGGCCCUUUUAUUAUGAGACAUAAUGCCAUUGUGGAGAAUUCCUACACUUUUUCUUGUGACAAACCCCAGCCUCCCAUAACUUCCCCAACGGUGACCAGAUACUAUCAGAUACUUGAGCUGUGCUUGAAAGUGUGGGGCUGA